Drosophila kikkawai is the source of this 783-nucleotide messenger RNA. Its product is annotated as probable mitochondrial import inner membrane translocase subunit Tim17 1. Gene Ontology annotation, cellular component: mitochondrial inner membrane; TIM23 mitochondrial import inner membrane translocase complex. The record is from RefSeq and is a predicted model, not a curated record. Gene Ontology annotation, biological process: protein import into mitochondrial matrix. Gene Ontology annotation, molecular function: transmembrane protein transporter activity. NCBI's taxonomy places the organism in Eukaryota, Metazoa, Arthropoda, Insecta, Diptera, Drosophilidae.
UUAGCUUUACCCUCAGACUGACUGUUAUCAGAGAUUAGAGAAUUUUUUUCUCUCCGGGACUAGGAACCUCAAAUACCACUUCAGCCAUAAAAUAACCCAAAUACCCAUAGACCGCAAAAGUAUAAAAAUUUGGAUAAAAUCAGUUUCAGUUUUUCGGCUUCCGUUUCGACCAAAGAUCAUACCGCAAGAUGGAGGACUACUCCCGGGAGCCGUGUCCCUAUCGCAUUGUUGACGACUGCGGUGGAGCCUUCGCCAUGGGCUGCAUAGGUGGUGGGAUCUUUCAGGCCCUGAAGGGCUUCCGAAAUGCACCCCAAGGCAUCGGCAGGCGGUUUUCCGGGAGCUUGUCAGCCAUAAAGGCCAAGUCGCCGGUGAUUGCCGGAAAUUUUGCGGCUUGGGGCGCCAUCUUCAGCGUCGUAGAUUGCAGCCUGGUGUAUAUGCGACAGAAGGAGGAUCCUUGGAACUCGAUCAUAAGUGGAGCUGUCACCGGAGGCGUCCUGUCAGCCAGGAAAGGAGUGGCCGCCAUGGCUGGGAGUGCCAUUAUCGGGGGCACACUGCUCGGUCUCAUCGAGAGCGUGGGCAUACUGUUUACCCGCCUGUCGGCGGAUCAUUUCCGGAAUCCAUCGCCAACAACCAUGGAUAACCCGACGGACUUUGCAUUCGCCGGCGCCUCUCAGGCCAACGUCUCCAACUAAAUUUACAUUGUUUUUAGUUAUAUAACUAUUUCCAUUUUCAAAAAUAUCACAAAAACAAUACGUGUACAAAUAAAUACAAAUUCAAAGAGAA